Messenger RNA from Loa loa (African eye worm), 177 nucleotides. RefSeq lists its product as hypothetical. The transcript has a single exon. Bases 1 to 177 code for a protein of 58 amino acids. NCBI's taxonomy places the organism in Eukaryota, Metazoa, Nematoda, Chromadorea, Rhabditida, Onchocercidae. The record is from RefSeq and is a predicted model, not a curated record.
AUGCUUUUAGAUGAUUUGUUAUUCUCACUGAAAGAAUUGAAGAAAGCGCCAAAAAUAAGGAGUAGUGUGAAAAGCGGCAGUAAGGAAAAUAUCAGAGGUCAAAAACGUGGAUCGGAUACGGAUGAUGACACACUUUAUCCAAAAGGGAUAUCCAUGUCCAAAAAUGAAGGCGAUUAA